UAAUAAUGUUCAAUAAAUUUUUGUUUCUGCGGAUGAUACCACCAUAAGGCAUCAUUGGGUCCAGCACCGCCCCAACUCUGUAAACAGGCACGGCCGAGUGCGUGGUAGUGGGGGAAGUCACGAGCAAUAUCUGUGAAGAUUUGAGGGAUUUGUCAGCAGUUUGAGGAAGAAGAGCAGAUUCAUGUAAAUGAAGGACUUAUGAUUCAAACCACGUUGUUCUGGAAGCAGUGACUCUUGCUUGACAGAGGAUGAGGGGUCUGAUGGUUUAAAGAUUCUUUAUCCUAACCAGACAGGUCUAGUAAUCAAAUCCAAUCCAAUUCUACGAAAAUGUUUGUUUGGUUACUUCUGUUCUCUCAAAACAUCUCAAAACAUCAGACAAUCCACGCAAGGAUGGUUCCCAAAGGUAAAGAUGACUCCCCAUCCACCUCCAUCAAUGUUAUUCUAUUUGGACAUCUGGCGAAAGACUUUUACAGUGCUGCCAAAAUAGCGGAUGUGGUUGUGGCCUCUGGCUUCACUGUGGGCAAAUCUCCCACUGCUCACAAGGACAAACUGCACCCCUAUAACCUGCUGCUGAAGGGGGACAAUGCCUUUAUCUAUGUGUCUCAAAAGCUCUUAGCUGCUCCCAGGUCCACAGCUGCAGUGAAGAGGACCACCAAGCAUCCUCCUGAGGCUCCCAGACCCGCCAAGAUUGUCAAGUACACAUACACGAAAAUUGCUGAUCUCAAAGCAGGAACUGUGGUCAACGUAUAUGGGGUGGUGGUGUUCUUCAAACCCCCUUACCAAAGCCGUGGCACCGACAUUUGCUCGAGUGUGAAUAUCAUUGAUCAGUCCAACAGGAAGGUCUGCUGCACCAUCUUCUGUGCAAAGAUCACAGCUCACCCCCAAAUUCUUCGAGUAGGAGACAUCAUCCGCAUGCACCGGCUGAAGGCCCAAAGUUUUAACGGCACCCUCAAUCUCAUCAGCACGGCUGGCUUUUCUGUGGUAACGUUUGAUGGUGCAGUGGACAGACCUAUAGAGCCACGGACCUCCUGUCGGUCUUUUGUCUUUGAUGAAGAUGACCGACUGACUGUGGAGGAACUUCGAUCGUGGGCUGCCACCAACAGUGUCCUGCCUCCGACGCAGAUGGUUGUUCUCAGUGAAGUUCAGCCCAACACCUUCUUUGACCUGACCUGCCAGCUGCUGGCUAAAGCUACUGUUGACUCCAACUGCGUCAUGCUGAGGGUCUGGGAUGGGACCCGAUGUCCACACAAAAUGCUCAAUGUGGUGCCUGACCCAAACUCAACAGAUGGACCGACCAGUUUCCCUGACCAGCAAAAGGAUUUCAUUCUCAACAUCUUUGUCUAUGACAACCACGUGCAGCAAGCCGAGCAGCUAAAGCCUGGAGACUUUUUAAGGGUCUACAACAUACAUGCAAGUCUGGGAUCAGAUAAAGAACCAGGUGUCAGAGUUGAUACAGGUGGGGAAGGAUGUCACUUGACCUUAGCGCUACAUGGAGGCACGUCAUAUGGCAAGGGCAUCCAAGUUAUACCUGAGACCAGCCCUGAUCUGAUGGACAUGAAGAGAAUAAUGAAUAACAUUGUUGAUGAUAUAAAAGAUAGUCCGUCUGAUUCCGACAUGCUGGACGUCUGGGUCACGCCGCCCGAAUCACCAGAUUGCCUGCUUCAGUUUUGCAUUGGAAGAAUGUGCACUCACAGACUCCAGUCGGUGUCGCUGGCUGAGGUGAAGCAGUCUGAUCCCGGGGGACGACAUCACGUAAGAGUCCAGCUGAAAUCCUACGAGCCACAGCUGCUCUACCAGUCCCUCAAGCUCCACUGCAGCGAGUGUUUGACUCUACAAGAAGUUCCAGAUGAUGAUGCCGUGGCAAGAAUCUUUGAAGAGGCAUUGGGGGACUCAAGACUCAGUUCCCCAGCAUGGCUGAUCCCCAUCCCGAUCUCCAGUACACACAGAUCCAAGAUGGCUUAUGUUUUCAGACAGGUAGCCACUAAUGUUCGAUCCAAUGGAGGCUUGCUUCUCAGAGGUUGCACUCUGGAGGAGGCAUGUCAGCUGACAACACUGGUUACCAAUGUUGUCCCUGUGAGAGAGUCGGAAGGAAGAAUUGCUCUGCUAGAUCUGACUGCUCCGUUUCUCUUCAGGGGAAAAAGGCGAUUUUACGGGUGUAAGCAUUGCUCCAAUGCGCAGCUGGUCGUACCACAAUGGCAAGGCGUCCAUACCAUCAACGAGGAACUUGUUGCAAAAGCUUUUGGAAUUCAGAUGCUGAAGUAUGUCCUGCUGUUUAAACUGGAGCUUCAGGACGCCACAGGCACGCUGGACGCCCUCUUGUGGAGGGACGCGGAGACAUUUUUCAGCGUGUCAGCAGACGAUGCAGCAACCAAUCAGGAGGCCCAGGACAACAUCCGCCAGACCAUGGACUUCCUCUGUCCACAGGAGGGCAGCAAAGCUGAGCGACCAUGGCUCGAGGUGUGUCUCGCCACGUACCAACCAGACGACUCACAGAACCAAACAUGCUACCAGAUCUGUGACACCACCGUCCAUCGACCUGCCUGACCCUCAAACUCUAGCAAGUCACGUCAGCAUUUGUUGAAUAUUUGAGUUUCAUAUGUUCAUCUUACAGUAAUGUAUUUGCAAAUAUUAAUGAAAAAUAAAUCAUCUAUUUAUAAACAGUCGUCACCUCACCUGUCACCUUAGUUUCCUUUGUCAUUGACAAUUCUACCAUUGUUUGUGAACUGUGAAUUAUUAUAUUUCAAUUUCAGAAAAAAAAAACCUACUGUCACAUUCACGUGGUGCAUUGCUGAAAAAUUCAAUAAUUCCUUGAAGGAAUCCAAAAACUGAAGGAAUUUCCUCCACAGUUUUACUCGCAAUUAAAAUAGUGAACACGCGGGGGCGCUAGUUGCGGAAGCCUCUGCUCACGACCCACGUCUCAUGCGCUCUGGAUCGCUCUCCCUGCAGCGAAUUGACUGAAAACAUUAGACAUGUUUAUCGGUUUCGUGUUGAAGCUUGAGAAUUGUGGUCUUUCAUUUUUUUUUUUUCUGGCACCAAAUCAAUAAGAAAUUAAGAUUCUUGUGCAACUGUUGAGUCGCAGCACAAUCCUAAAUCAUUUUUGUUUGGGUCAUAAAAGACCUGUCAACACCCUCACCAGCUUUCCCUCACGAUUUCUACGUCUGUUCGGCACCUUUCUUUGGUCAUGUUCAAUUGACCUGACAUGCCAUGUCAGUAUAGUUCAACACAAGCCCGUGAGUUGCAACUCCUCUGUCAUUCUUAUCUCCACCGAUGGAGACUUCUUGUGUUUGUCUCACAGUUUUGA
This is a messenger RNA of Synchiropus splendidus (mandarinfish), 3301 nucleotides long. RefSeq names its product protection of telomeres 1 homolog (gene pot1). NCBI's taxonomy places the organism in Eukaryota, Metazoa, Chordata, Actinopteri, Syngnathiformes, Callionymidae. The transcript has 18 exons. The coding region runs from base 328 to 2544 and encodes 738 amino acids. The record is from RefSeq and is a predicted model, not a curated record. Gene Ontology annotation, molecular function: G-rich strand telomeric DNA binding; telomerase inhibitor activity. Gene Ontology annotation, cellular component: chromosome, telomeric region; nuclear telomere cap complex. Gene Ontology annotation, biological process: telomere capping; regulation of telomere maintenance via telomerase.